AUGGCUGCGAGACUGCAGUUUGUGGUGGCUGAUUUGAUUUCAGUUACGCUGCCUCCAAAGUUCAGUGAAAAAGAUCAGCCGCGCUCCGCUGCACUGCCCCGAGGAUGGUGGCCGGGUCUCCUUGCACUGCUCCUCCUGCUCAGCCUGGGGCUCUGCUGCACCGGUGCCCAGGGACAGAGGGAUGCAGUGGUGGUCAGGUUUCUCAACAGGAGCAUCAUACAGCCCCAGAAGGGACAGAGGCUGGAGCUGGACUGCAUGAGAAACAAUGACUCCUGGAAAGUAUCCUGGAUCCGCCUGGACAAGAGUGGGAAUGUUCACUUCAUUCUCUCCAGUUACGAGAUGAACACCACCACAUUUAAUGGGGGUGAGAGAACAUCUCCGCACUUUGAGGCAUCAUGGAGAGUCAGCACCUCUACGCUGGUUGUGAAAUCCUUCAGGGCAGAAGAUGAGGGGAUCUACUUCUGUGUCAACUACAUCACCCCCGUGCUGCACUUCAGCACUGGACAACGUGCUUUCUUCCCAGGUCAGCAACAGCUUCUCCCACCUCGCUUACACCCAGCACCCCUGCCCGUGCCUUCUCCAUCCAGCCCAUCGCCCACACUCCCCAUGGCCCUGCUUCUUUUCCCAAGCCAUCUCAUCACACAGGCACUGCUCCUCCUCAUAGAGGCUCCCUGCUCACCCGCUUCAUUUGUGGUACCGACACUGCCCAAACACAAUGGCCCUACAAAGUCCCCCCAUGUCCUGCAACGAGCUUCACCCACCACACUCACUGCCUACAAUCAGAGCAGCCAGGUUACCAAGAAGGACAUCUCCCAGCACAGUUCAGGCCCAGGAGCAAGCCAUGAGAACAUGCUGCAUUUCUGCUCUGAUAUAGUCAUGUGGACUAACCUGGCCUGUGCCUGCCUUCUGCUCCUCACUGCCAUAACCAUCACCAUCACGCACUGCCAAAGACCAAGCUCACCGUAAGCCAAGCAGUGCUGCGUCGCUGCUCAGCAGAAGGCACACAGACGUC
Molecule: messenger RNA, 1012 nt
Organism: Gallus gallus (chicken)
Lineage: Eukaryota; Metazoa; Chordata; Aves; Galliformes; Phasianidae
Exons: 6
Coding region: 1-966 (321 amino acids)
Source: RefSeq, a predicted model, not a curated record